GUUUGCAAUUUUAGAAUCAAUUUGUUCUGAAUGUAGUGUUUUGUUCAUAUGAAAAAAAUUGUAUCUCUUUUUAAUAGAUUCUGAAAAAAUACAUACCGUAUUAGUGUGAGAAUUCAUGUUUAAAAAAAUACCUUCCGAAGAGCCCUGUUCCCCCUUGACGUGGUUUUGUUUUGGUUCUAAUUUUCUGCAGUGUGGAGUUUGUUCUUCCGGGAGGCUUGUUUGUGAUAAAACGGAUUUAUUUCCAUAAACUAUUAGGGUUCACACACAGACGCUACGAUAAUGGUUAGCCUGGCCAUGGAUUCAGAAGACGAUGAUGAUUUGGACAUCGAGUGGAACAAUGUUGAAACGAUCAAGAAGUUUGAUUCAGCCACUUCAACCAACCUGUUGUCCGUUGUCACGCGUACUACUGCUGAGCUGCACAGUGAAGAACGUUCUUUUCAAACCCGUUUAGCAACGAAAGCAUCGGCUCCUGUGAGUCUGUUGGUAGAAAGCUUGUUACAACAGCUAUGUGCACUACUGGAACCGGAUGCAGAACGAUCGGUUGUCUUGUACAAGACAAUCUGCGAUCGAUUGCAUGCAGUCAACUUGAUAGAUGAAACGUACACGAUGGGAGAGUUCGAGAUGAUGCGCAGCCAGUACCAGAAAGCACUUUACCAUUUGGUCAGUAUUGCUCGCGGACGAGACUUACCGGUUGUUUUGCCCGAUCUGCAAGAAUACUGGCCACUUCCGGCGGGGCUCGAAUGGUCACGCUACUAUCGGGAGUUCGAAGAGAUUUCCUUCAUCGCUGGUGGUGGAUUCGGCAAGGUUUAUCGGUCCCGCAACAAACUGGACGAUAUCGUGUAUGCGGUGAAGAAGGUAACCAUCCGAUCAACCACCAUCAAGAGUGUGCUAAUACAUCUGGCUGAGGUUAAAACGCUCGCCAGUUUGAAUCAUAUCAACAUCGUACCUUACAAAGCGGCAUGGCUUGAGCCGCUUAUGUCACCGGGGAAAAACAGCGUCAACAGUACGUCGACGAUCGACGACGAAGAAAGUUCUUCGUCGGAAGAUGAUGAAGCUGACGGAACCCAUGGUACAAAAGAUUCAUUGCGGAGGCCAGAACACGAUUCUGAAGAGUUUAGCAUUCUCUUCGAGAAGAGUAACGGUGAACAAGAGCAGGAGAAUAGCGAUGAAACGAGAAACCAAAUAGCGGAAGUGGAAGAUGCUUCGAGAAGCGUUGUUAGUAUUGAAGAGUCCCAGCCGCAUAUUAACUUGAAAUGGGCUACACUUUACAUUCAAAUGACUCUCUGUCAUUUAACGUUACGUGAAUGGCUCGAUCAGCGUAAUACUGCCGAGAGCUUUUCCGAAUUUUAUGCCAACUUUUUGCACAAAGAACUUCGCUUUGUGACGUCUAUUCCACGUAAUUCCUUCUGUCGCCAAAGUUCCCAGCUUUCAAACUCUAGCGAAACUGAAGCGUUCGAUAAAGAAAUGCCGUCCAGGCGCAGUUCAGAAUCCUCUAAGGAUGAUUCCCAGACGGAGGAUAACGUGCAGCAUCUUGAUAUCGUUAUCGAUAUUUUUCAGCAACUGUUGAACGGCUUAAAUUACAUUCACUCCCGUGGCAUUGUGCACCAUGAUAUAAAGCCAAGCAACAUCUUUGUAAGUCUCUCCCACCAUGACUCCAAAAUAAGCAUUCAGUUAGGAGAUUUUGGUUUAGCUUGCCCAUUGCAAAGCUCUCAUGUAGGGGUUGGCUUCGGUACACCGCUGUAUGCAGCUCCUGAACAGUUGGAUGGACAGUGCGAUCCAAAGUCGGACGUUUAUUCGCUCGGUAUAAUACUGCUCGAGCUGCUUGUACCGUUUUCGACUGAUAUGGAACGUGCGGAAACUAUCAAGCAAGUACGGCGUGGUGAAUUUCCACCAGGUUUGGAUCGUGAUUUUAUGGGACUGUUGAAGAAUUUGCUUCAUAUGCAACCUUCGAGAAGGCCCGGGAUGCAUGAUCUGGUGGAAGCCGUCAAUCGUAUUCGCAUUAAUCGCGAUCGUGUGAUAUCGGAGUUGCGUAGAAGCUUAUCAUUGCGUGAGGAAGAAAUUUCAUGCUUGCGGACACAGAUCGACGAACAACAACGGGCACAGCUUGAGACCGAGGAGGAGCGUGUGCUGAUGGAGCAGCGAACCACCCGAACACUAAUCGUGAAAGAGCAGGAGCUGAUCUACAUGAACAUGGAGAUGCAAAACAAGGAGAUACAGCUGCGGAGUAAAGACAUGGAACUGCGCAGCAAGGAUGAGGAAAUAAAAAAACUCAAAGAAAUGUUACGUUCCUACCAAGAAAAGGAAGCGAAUGCACACGAACGGACAGAAGAUGAAAGAGAUUGAUAGGAAUUAAUUUACAUUAUAAUUAAAAGCACUUGCUUCGCGAAUAAUUAAGGUAACAUUAAGUGUUUGCCAAAAAGACUUAGCAUCUAGGUUAAUAAAAUGAGUAUUGUGAUGGCAUCAAUAAAUUAUGCAUUGAACAGUUA
Molecule: messenger RNA, 2486 nt
Organism: Anopheles funestus (African malaria mosquito)
Lineage: Eukaryota; Metazoa; Arthropoda; Insecta; Diptera; Culicidae
Product: eukaryotic translation initiation factor 2-alpha kinase 1-like
Exons: 2
Coding region: 280-2343 (687 amino acids)
Biological process (GO): protein phosphorylation
Molecular function (GO): ATP binding; protein kinase activity
Source: RefSeq, a predicted model, not a curated record